AUGGCCAUUUCGAAGCGGCGUGAGAGGAAGCUGCCAGUGCAGCAGUUGUCCAUUCUGGCAAUAUGCCGUUUCGCCGAACCUAUAUCKAGCACUUCGCUUUACCCGUACCUGCCAGAAAUGGUCGAGUCCUUCCAAAUCCCUCAAAACGAAGUGGGGAAGUGGGCUGGAGUUUGUGCAGCAGUCUUUAGCCUCUGUCAGGCUCUGAUGGGCAUACCAUGGGGAAGAUUCUCCGACUCGUAUGGACGCAAGCCUGCCAUCUUGCUGGGACUCACCAGCACCAUGCUUACGACACUGCUAUGGGGUUUCAGUAAAGGUCUGCCCAUGGCCAUCAUUGCAAGAGCUCUGGCCGGUGCUGGCAACGGAAACGUAGGCAUUUUGAGGACAAGUGUGGCAGAGAUGGUUCCGUGGAAGGAGCUUCAGCCCAGGGCAUUCUCCAUCAUGCCCCUGGUAUGGAACGUUGGGAGCAUUUUGGGACCUUCUAUCGGAGGUGCCUUGGCCAACCCAUUCAACGUGAAGCCCGGAGAGCAGCGUGCUAACGCGAGCUUACUUGAGACUUUCCCAUAUGCUUUGCCAAAUCUUGUUGGUGCGUGUUUUUUUGCUGUCGGCAUAACUACAGGUAUCUUGUUUCUGGAGGAAACUCUGGAAGGCGCUGGACCUGAUAAGCGAAAGGAUUACGGUCUCAUGCUUGGAAAGAAGCUUGCUGGUGGUUUCAAGUACAUGUUCGGCACCUUCAAGCGCAUGAUUGGAUUGCAGGGCAACGCAGCCAAAUCCGAACCUCACACCAACGGUGAGACGGAGCCUUUGCUCAAGCGGCGUGCAACUGAGGAUGAAGAGGACAGCCUCGCUUUCGAAAUCAAACCCAAACUUCCACCACCGCAAUGGAGAGAAGUGCUGAACCGUCAAGCGUUCAUCAACCUGGUCGUCUACGCUCUGCUGGCAAUGCACGCCAUGGCUUUCGACCAGCUCAUCCCAGUCUACGCUCAGCACGACCCAAUUGGAACUCCAAAUUCAACACCUUACAGUCCACCUCUCAAAUUCGCAGGAGGAUUCGGCUUGAAUUCUUACCAGAUCGGACUGAUGUCAACGUGCUACGGCGUUGCGGGAAUCUUCGUCCAAUUCUUCAUCUUCCCACCUCUGUGUCGAAAAUUUGGAGUGCUCUACCUGUUGAAAAUAGCAGCCUGCAUCUUCCCAAUCUUGUACAUCCUGACGCCUUUUACAGCGCUGCUUCCCACGACGGCAUGGCAGGUAGGAUGCAUGUUCACCAUCAUGGCGCUCAAAUGCCUUUGUGGCAUCUUUGCAUUUCCUUGCAGUACGAUUCUGCUGACGAACAGUGCUACGAGCUUGAGGACGCUUGGUACUCUGAACGGAAUCGCCACCUCUGUCUCUGCGGUUGGAAGAGCUGUAGGUCCGGCUCUGGCAGGACUGAUCUAUUCUGCUGGCGUCAAGAGAGGCUAUGUGAUUGCUCCUUGGUGGUUUCUGGCCGGCGUUGCUAUCAUUGCACUAAUUCCAAUCUGGUGGUUGGUGGAAGGCGAGGGCUUUGGCGGGGAUGGAGAAGUGAGCGACGAGGAAGACGACGACACCGAGAUUGAGGACCAUCUUCAAGUCGCGGCUCUCGAAGGAGAAGCGCAGGCCAUGGGCAAGGCUGGGCCUGCUACACUUCCAGUUGGUGACGACGAAGAACAUGAAGAGCAUGCGUAUGGUGGUCUUGCACCUCUAAGCCGCACGAACACUCAAAAUUCAGUCUUCUCCAACGAUCCGGAUCCUGCAACCGGGGGGAGUCGUGGACACAGCAGAAGGCCAUCUGGAGCUGGAACCGACCGAAACGAGCAGCAAAACGCCGGAAAGCCAACUCUGAGCAGGAGAAGCUCCAAGAAGGUCUUGAGAAAGAUGUCGAUACCAAUUGGGAUGGGCGGGCAAGGUAUCAGCCGGCGGUACAGCAGUAACCUCGGGCAGAGCUUUGGGAGUGCUGGAAGCUUUCAAUGA
Molecule: messenger RNA, 1983 nt
Organism: Ramularia collo-cygni
Lineage: Eukaryota; Fungi; Ascomycota; Dothideomycetes; Mycosphaerellales; Mycosphaerellaceae
Product: related to E.coli tetracycline resistance protein TCR1
Exons: 2
Coding region: 1-1983 (660 amino acids)
Biological process (GO): transmembrane transport
Molecular function (GO): transmembrane transporter activity
Source: RefSeq, a predicted model, not a curated record